UAUAUCCGUUCAUGAAUGUGGACGGCAACGGAUAAAAGACUCCUCGAGCAUGUGCAGCCGCAGCGUUCGGGUUCACUCAGGUUCUGCAACCCCCCACAACAACCCCAACUUUUCUGCCCAAAGCUAGAUGAAGCUCACCACGGUCUCGUUGUUGCUCCAUUCGGCGGGCUUCGGAGCAGCCCAACUGAUCGGGCCUGUUGGCCCGACGACGAGCCUGGCUCACAAGACCCGAGAAUGCAAUGUCCUCCAUUACGGGGCUGUCAACGACAACUCAACAGACAUUGCAGACGCACUCGAAGCGACCUUUAGGCGCUGUGUGCUCCAUCAUCCGGGGAGCAGGCUCGUUGUGCCACAGGGUGAAUAUCUUCUCAACAGAUCGGUCGUGCUGAGCAACGGAACGAAUUGGGCAUUCCAGCUCGAGGGGCUCAUCAGCCUUGGGUACGGCGGCAACUACUCAGUGAGCCGUGAGUUGAUCCUGCAGGGAUAUGCAGGGGUUCAGCCGUUGAACGACACCAUUAACGGCGAGGGCGACCAUCUGUUUCUAGAGAACGGCCUUGUCAUUGUGAACGCGGUUGACUUCGAAUUCUUCUCCUCCACCGGUAAGGGCGCAUUUCAGGGCCAGGGGUACCUCUGGCGUAACGCAAAUAACACUGAUCGACCUCGCUUGAUCCGGCUGAUCUCCCCCAUCAACGCCUCCGUGCACGACCUGAUCUUGGUCGAUAGUCCGAAGUUCCACAUCGUCUUUGACUUUGCUGUCAACCUCGAAGUCUAUCAUCUGACAAUCCGUGGAGCUAAUCUUGGGUCGUAUGACGGAGUCGACGUGGUGGGGACGAACUACUGGGUCCACGACAUUGAAGUGACCAACAGAGACGAAUGCGUCUCAGUCAAAAGCCCGUCCAACCACGCGCUGGUAGAGAACCUCGUUUGCAACCAAGCGGGCUCCGGCAUCUCCAUCGGCAGUCUGAACGUCUCAGCGUCUAUUGCGAAUAUUCAUGCUCGGAACAUCAGCAUCAUCCAAGGCAAUAACAUCGCCUUCAUCAAGACUUACCCCGGCGGGUCGGGCUAUGUCACCAACGUGACUUUUGAGAACUUCCGGUCCAAGGCAUCACUCUACGGCCUAGACAUCAACCAGUACUGGCAAAACACCAAUACGCCUGAUACGGGAUCCGUGGCUCUGAGCAAUCUAGUGUUCAGGAACUUCUCCGGAUCCGUGGCCAACGGAGUCCAACGACCACCGCUCUACUUAAUCGCCAACGAUCUGACAUUCGCCACGAAUGUGACAGUGGAGGACUUUUCCGUAUGGACCGAGACGAACGACUACGUGGUGAACAAGAUCAGCAACGUAUUCGGCACCGGCGACGAUUCCUACGGCCCCGGCAACGGAAUCAGGGCACUUGCGCCAGGCGAGGCUCCGGCUCCGUACACGAGCACUAUCACUGUCACCGCGUCGCCUACAAACUGGGUUGCACCACCCUCGCCGACUUGGGCGGUCCCGAACACGGGCUACGGGACCAACAUCCCGAUUCCGGUCUACACGCCAGCACCGCUGUGGAAGCCGUCUGGAGACUACGAUAAGCAUUACUGGGGAAGCUUUUAGGUCCUCAGCCGUCCGCAACUCGACUAACGGAGGACUGCGAGAGAAGAGCAAGUUAUGGUGUCGAAGAAGCGAAAAGGGGUGUGUUCGACAACUCACGAAUCGGCAAAGCAAAUGGCGAGCGGCCCUGCUUGAUGGCCCGCUGCGGGAUGUAAGUGGAGCGCAUGGAAACAGCACGGCCUCCCUCGCACAAGGUGGUGCAGACGUGGUUAUUUCCGGCGGAGAUAUUUCAUAGAGGUGGAUAAUCAAGCGCCGUUUUGCGAUCACGACAUUCCCAGCUAAUGUGGCGCCAAAUGACAACUCCGGGU
Molecule: messenger RNA, 1902 nt
Organism: Thermothielavioides terrestris NRRL 8126
Lineage: Eukaryota; Fungi; Ascomycota; Sordariomycetes; Sordariales; Chaetomiaceae
Product: glycoside hydrolase family 28 protein
Exons: 7
Coding region: 128-1597 (489 amino acids)
Biological process (GO): carbohydrate metabolic process
Molecular function (GO): polygalacturonase activity
Source: RefSeq, a predicted model, not a curated record